Molecule: messenger RNA, 2368 nt
Organism: Manis javanica (Malayan pangolin)
Lineage: Eukaryota; Metazoa; Chordata; Mammalia; Pholidota; Manidae
Gene: CDCA5
Product: cell division cycle associated 5
Biological process (GO): mitotic sister chromatid cohesion; mitotic metaphase chromosome alignment; positive regulation of exit from mitosis
Cellular component (GO): nucleus
Source: RefSeq, a predicted model, not a curated record
UUCGAACUCCUGUGCCUCUGGCUACCCUGUCAUUGGCUCGAGCCCCGGCGGCGGCGGCGGCGGCAGCGGCGGAGGAGCAGGAGGAGGUGAAGGAGCAGGAAAAGGAGAUCGAGACCAAGGCCAGAUAUGUCCGAGAGACGAACGCGGUCCGGAGGGGCCGCCCAGCGCUCUGGGCCUGGGAGCCCAUCUCCUAGGUCUCUGCGGAGGACCCAGCGGAAAUCAGGCUCUGAUCUCCCGGGCAUCCUCCCCGAAACCUGGCCGAAGGCACCCCAUGCGGCUCCAGUCAGAAAGCCCAUCGUCUUGAAGAAGAUAGUAGCCCAUACUGUAGAGAUCCCAUCUGACCACACGCCUCGAAGGAGCCCUAGGAUUGCUUUUUUCUUGGAGAAGGAAAACAACCCUCCUGGCAAGGAGCCUCCUGGGGAAGACCUCUUCCAGACCUGUAGUAUCCCUGUCCCUCCUACCCCCACUCCUGUGCUGGGCACCCUCAAUGUUGAGUCCAACACCAGGGAGGGAGACCUGGACGCCAGAGACGUGGAAAUGUCCAAGAAAGUCAGGCGGUCCUACAGUCGACUGGAGACCCUGGGCUCUGCUUCCACCUCCACCCCAGGUCGCCAGUCCUGCUUUGGCUCUGAGGGGCUGCUGGGGGCAGGGGACUUGGCUGGAGUCUCGCCUGUGAUGUGUUCAAAGUUACCUGAGGCCCCCAAGGUCCCUGAGAAGACCUGGGCCCCAGACACGACUCUCCCUGGAAUCUCCCCCCCAGUCGUGAAAGAGAAACGAAAGAAGAAGAAGGUGCCGGAGAUCCUGAAAUCAGAGCUGGAUCAGUGGGCUGCGGCCAUGAAUGCAGAGUUCGAAGCUGCUGAGCAGUUUGAUCUCCUGGUUGAAUGAGAUGCAUUGGGGUACACCCGGCCAGGCUCUUCCCUGUCCCCUGUACAUAGCGUAUUCUACCUGUGGAGAAGACACUUGGGGUCCCUCCCCUGGCCUCAUUACCUGUGCAUGUCCUGUUGCCACACGUGCGGCCUGUCCUUUGAUGGCCUGUGUCAUAGCAGCAGCCACCUCACCUCAGGAGAGGGGUCCCACCUGGCCGGGCCACACGAUGGUGUCCUGUCUGUAGUCAGUGACCCAUCAUCUUGUCCUCCCUGCCUCCCAGAGGAUCGCAGCCAGAGGAGGUUAAAGGGCUGGCUGAGGGUGCCACGGGCCAUGGCUGGCUGCUGGCUGUCCCCGCUGUGUUGCCUUCUUUUGGCUUGGUUCCCAGUCACAAACCCAUCUACCUAAACAGGCUUGGGUUUCCUCUUAGAUCCUGUGCAUGGUCCAGGUGAGAACUGGUAGAUUUGGGACAGUACUCUCUGUGAGGAAGAAGCUGGACACUCCGCCUCUGGAGUCUUACGUUUUGAAGGAGGGUACGAGGCCUUGGUUGGGUCUCAGACCAUUAGUGUGUGCUACGUAGAAUUCUGCUUUAUAGUUCUGUGUUCUGAUGUUGAGAGGUUUGGUUAAUACCAGGCUGACCGCAGUGGCUGCUUGGGACAAAGAGGGUGCAUUUCCAGGUGUGGCCGCUAGGUGCCCAGAUUCCAGGCACCAUUGAACCUGAGUCUUGGGGCAUCGACUGUACACCUUGCCCAGAGCUGGGAAGGGUCCUCUAGUAGGAGGCAACCCCUCUUACACUCACACCCAUUUCCUAGAAAAUAAAGUGCACAGGGUCUUCUCUGCUCUAGAAGAAAAACAGGAAUUGUCCUAGUUCCAGGAAGCUUUUCUCACUUGCCAGGAAGGGGCAGGGUCGGGAGCGGUUUUGCCUUUUAGCUCCCUUAGUGUGCUCCUGUGAGGGAGCUGCUGGGAGUCGGCCUGGGCAGAGGGGAUGUCAUCCCAUUGUCUCCAGGGAACCCUCCUCCCCAGCCUGCUGCUCUUUUCUCACUGCUGGUAAAAGGGGUGCUUUCACGACUCCUGCCAUACCUUAGGCUGUUGCACCUUUUCACAUUUACAAGUUCGGGGAAGUAGAGGCUGAGAGGAGCAUGGGGGUGCCAGUGGAUAGCAGAGCACCAGGGAAGAGGGCUGCUUCCUUGGUUGGGGUCUUCAUGAAACCCUUUGCAAGGCCUGGGAAUCCCAGGCUACCUCUUUGAUGCUUCGUGCACUGGCAGAUCCUGCAAGCAAACCCCCUUGCCAGGGCGGCCCAGACACCUCUGCACUGGACUUCACCUGCACCAUUCUUGUCUUUACUGGCUGGUGGGAAGUGUCUUAGUUCUGCAGAGUCAGGAGUAACUAGAUGAUAUUGAGUUGAUGUCACUGCAAACUUCUCUCUGUCCCUGAAAAACUAAGAAUGUGGAAUUUAAGGGAAAAUUGGGGGUUCUUUUUCAAAUUAAAAUUUUUUUUGAUUAUA